Molecule: messenger RNA, 2213 nt
Organism: Lotus japonicus
Lineage: Eukaryota; Viridiplantae; Streptophyta; Magnoliopsida; Fabales; Fabaceae
Product: serine/threonine receptor-like kinase NFP
Exons: 2
Coding region: 139-2052 (637 amino acids)
Biological process (GO): protein phosphorylation
Molecular function (GO): ATP binding; protein kinase activity
Source: RefSeq, a predicted model, not a curated record
UUGACUAGAAAGUUGACGAGUGAAUUAGACCUCACAGCCGCCUUGACAAUUUGAAGUAAUAAUUCCUUCAACAACAUAAUAAACUUGUUUGUGAUGGAUCAUUGAGGCCAAAAUUGUGGAAAGUAAAAACAAGAAAAAAUGACAAGUUGCAAUCCUCCUCCUCUUCCUCAUCAUCAUCACUGGUGUUGUUGUGUUCUCUCACUGCUGCUGUCACUCCUCCUCCUUCACUUCCCUGUGCUUGAUGCUCAGACACCGAGACAAGUAAACAACACAGGCUUCAGCUGCAGCAAGAGCAGCAGCAACUACCCAUGUUCAGCCUAUGCUUUCUACCGUGCCAAUUCCCCCAACUUCCUCGACCUCGCCACCAUCGGCGACCUCUUCUCCGUCAGCCGCCUCAUGAUCGCUAAACCCAGCAACAUCUCCUCCCCUUCCUCAUCUUUACUCCCCGACCAACCCCUCUUUGUUCCAUUGUCCUGCUCCUGCAACUCCGUCAACACCACCUUCGGCUCCAUCUCCUACGCCAACAUCUCCUACACCAUCAAACCCAACGACACCUUCUUCAUCGUCUCCUCCACCCACUUUCAGAACCUCACCACCUACCCUUCUGUCGAGGUCGUCAACCCCACCCUCCUCCCUACCAACCUCCAAAUCGGUGACAACGUUGUCUUCCCUGUUUUCUGCAAGUGCCCCAACAAAACCAUAUCCAAUUACAUGAUCUCCUACGUUGUUCAACCCUCUGACAACAUCUCUUCCAUUGCUUCAAGAUUCGGAGCACGGGAACAGUCCAUAAUCGAUGCGAACGGUGGUGGUGAUGACGCUCUUCAUGUUUAUGACACCAUUUUUAUCCCGGUGACUCGGUUGCCCGUUCUGUCGCAGCCCACGGCGGUUGCUCCCUCUGCUCCUCCUCCUCCGCCUCCUCCUCGAACUGAUAGAUCAGGGACUGUUAGAGGGUUGGCGGUUGGGUUGGGAAUUACAGGGUUGUUGUUGAUUUUGGUGAGUGGGUUGUGGGUCUGCUUGUGGGUGGGGAGGAGAGAUGAGGGAAAACAGAAGAAGCAGGGGAAUUUGUAUUUGGGAGGAGGAGGAGGAAGAGGGAAAGAGAGUAUGGCGGAUGCCAAGUUGAUUGCUAGUGUGUCUGAUUGCUUGGACAAGUACAGGGUUUUUGGGAUUGAGGAGCUGAUGGAGGCCACUGGUGGGUUUAGUGAAAAUUGUUUGAUUCAGGGGUCUGUUUACAGAGGAUCCAUUGAUGGGGAGAUCUAUGCAAUCAAGAAGAUGAGGUGGAAUGCUUAUGAUGAGCUCAAGAUCUUGCAGAAGGUAAACCAUGGGAAUCUGGUGAAGCUGGAGGGAUUUUGCACAGACCCAGAAGAAUCAAAUUGCUUUCUAGUCUACGAAUACGUGGAGAAUGGAUCUCUCUACUCCUGGCUGCACCAGGACUGCAGGAAUGAAAAGCUGAGCUGGAAAACAAGGCUGCGAAUCGCCAUCGACAUUGCCAACGGCCUCCAAUACAUCCACGAGCACACGAGGCCUCGCGUGGUACACAAAGACAUAAAGAGCAGCAACAUUCUGUUGGACGCCAACAUGAGAGCCAAGAUUGCAAAUUUCGGGCUCGCGAAAUCAGGAAUGAAUGCAAUCACAAUGCACAUUGUGGGGACACAGGGCUACAUAGCCCCUGAGUAUCUCGCUGAUGGUGUGGUCUCGACGAAGAUGGACGUGUUCUCUUUCGGAGUCGUGUUGCUUGAACUGGUUUCUGGGAAGGAAGCCAUUGAUGAGGAGGGGAAUCUGCUGUGGGCAAGUGCAAUUAGAACGUUUGAAGUGGGUAAUGAGGUAGAGAAGGGUAGAAGAUUGAGGGAAUGGUUGGAUAAGGGUGUGUUAAGAGAGACAUGCUCAAUGGAAAGUUUGAUGGGGGUUGUUGCGGUUGCAAUUGCUUGUUUGCAUAGAGACCCAACAAAGAGGCCCAGCAUAGUGGAUAUUGUGUAUGCACUCAGUAAAAGUGAAGAUAUUGGCUUUGACGUCUCAGAUGAAGGUAUAGGUUCGCCACGGGUGAUGGCAAGGUGAACCAGGUUGUGAGAUUGACCCAUUAGUUAGCCUUUUUUUUCUUUCUUUCUUAAGACCCAUUAGGCAGUGUACAAUAUAAUCAAAAAGUGUUUCUUCGAACCUCACAAACACUUCCACUUAAUAGAGAAACAAAUAAAUGAGAGAUAUGAUAGUUGAUGUGA